Molecule: messenger RNA, 540 nt
Organism: Guyanagaster necrorhizus
Lineage: Eukaryota; Fungi; Basidiomycota; Agaricomycetes; Agaricales; Physalacriaceae
Exons: 7
Coding region: 1-540 (179 amino acids)
Source: RefSeq, a predicted model, not a curated record
AUGGACUCGGCAACUUCGUUCCUGACGUUAGCGUGGAUUCAUAGCCUUGUGGUCAUUGAUGUGCCCGCGCCGCAGAAAUACCUAAUAAACGGGGUACUCUCAGACUGGCCACCACUCCAGUCAAGUGACAGCACACGGUCACCUUUCGGGAGCAGCGAUCCCCAAAAUUUCCUUUCCCAAAGACCAACUUUCUCGAACCUGUAUUCGCCGCCCUAUGUGUCGUUCCUUGCUCGCUCUUCCCGUGUGCACCGAGUCCUCGACCCCGACCAAUUUGAUCUUCGUCGCUUCAUCACUUCAAAGUCUAUUUUUACUACAAACACCCUACUGUACGCCCGCAGUAUCUAUGAGGUUUAUUCUAUGAUUUACUUUGGGCUGGAUUCGCCGAGUAUCUCUCUCAAUCUAAGGCUAGAAGGCAAGUAUUACCCGAAUAUGGAUUAUACUGCAGUUCUCGUUGGUCCCCAUCCUCGCUCACAGACGAGUGAAGGAGUUCUUAGUUUGCGUAAUGCGUUUUAUGCUACUCGUUUCCUCGGACUUUCCUGA